This is a messenger RNA of Aureococcus anophagefferens, 951 nucleotides long. RefSeq lists its product as hypothetical. Gene Ontology annotation, biological process: cytoplasmic translation; ribosome biogenesis; ribosomal large subunit assembly. The transcript has a single exon. Gene Ontology annotation, cellular component: cytosolic large ribosomal subunit. Lineage: Eukaryota; Pelagophyceae; Pelagomonadales; Pelagomonadaceae. The record is from RefSeq and is a predicted model, not a curated record. The coding region runs from base 4 to 849 and encodes 281 amino acids. Gene Ontology annotation, molecular function: large ribosomal subunit rRNA binding; structural constituent of ribosome.
ACCAUGGGCCUCUCGCGCGAGCGCAAGCAGGAGUACUUCGAGAAGAUGGAGGGCCUCCUCGACGACUACUCGAAGAUCUUCAUCGUCCACUGCGACAACGUCGGGUCGAAGCAGUUCCAGCAGAUCCGCAUCGCGCUGCGCGGCAAGGCCGUGGUGCUCAUGGGGAAGAACACGAUGAUGCGCAAGGUGCUCAACGCCUACCUCGCCAAGAACCCGGGCCACCCCUACGAGAUGCUCCUGCCCAAGGUCCUCGGCAACGUCGGCUUUGUGUUCACGAACGAGGACCUCGCGGACGUCCGCGAGCUCAUCGAGGCGAACCGCGUGCCCGCGCCGGCGCGCGUCGGCGCGACGGCGCCCAUCGACGUCAUCGUGCCCCCGGGCCCGACGGACUGCGACCCCGGCCAGACGAACUUCUUCCAGACGCUCCAGAUCGCGACGAAGAUCGUCAAGGGCCGCAUCGAGAUCACGAACCCCGUGAACCUCCUCAGGAAGGGCGACCGCGUGGGCAACUCCGAGGCCGUGCUCCUCCAGAAGCUCCACAUCAACCCCUUCGACUACGGCCUGGUCAUCACGGACGUCUACGACAACGGGUCGAUGUUCGACGUCAAGGUCCUCGACCUCACGGACGCGGACCUCUCCUGCAAGUUCGGCGAAGCGCUCAACGCCAUGUCGUCGCUCUGCCUCGAGGUCAACUACCCGACGCUCGCCUCCGUGCCCCACUGCGUCGCGAACGCGUUCAAGUGCCUCGUCGCGAUCGCCGUCGAGACCGAGUACACGUUCGAGAAGGCCCAGCCCUUCAAGGACUACCUCGAGAAGAACCCGCCGGCGCCCAAGGAGGCCGAGGCCUGAGGUCCUUCCCGAGGCGCGAGCCCCCGGCGCCUGCCGACCGGGGCCGCCGCCCGAACCGGGGACCGCGCGCGCGCGCCUAACGGACGGGCGCGCCCGAGCUUC